Aureococcus anophagefferens is the source of this 315-nucleotide messenger RNA. RefSeq lists its product as hypothetical. Gene Ontology annotation, molecular function: heme binding. The record is from RefSeq and is a predicted model, not a curated record. The annotation marks the transcript as partial. Gene Ontology annotation, cellular component: membrane; intracellular membrane-bounded organelle. The transcript has a single exon. NCBI's taxonomy places the organism in Eukaryota, Pelagophyceae, Pelagomonadales, Pelagomonadaceae.
AUGAUCCGUCUGCGGCCCGUGAGCUCGGUCACGGCGGCGCAGCGGCCCAGCCGGCCGCCCACAACACAAGCGGAGAUCCCCCUGAGCGAGGUCGCGAAGCACGCGACGCGGGACGACGGCUGGAUCGUCGUCGACGGCGUCGUCUACGACAUCACGAACUUCGUGCAGAACCACCCGGGGUGGAGUUUCGGCGGGUCCACGUCGACGGCGUUGGCCAUCGAACGCGUGCUCGGGUCGGACUGCACCGACGAGUUCGCGGAGACGCACGACAAGCACCAGACGAAGAUGCUGCGCGACUACGCGAUCGGCACGCUC